Molecule: messenger RNA, 819 nt
Organism: Cryptococcus wingfieldii CBS 7118
Lineage: Eukaryota; Fungi; Basidiomycota; Tremellomycetes; Tremellales; Cryptococcaceae
Exons: 1
Coding region: 1-819 (272 amino acids)
Source: RefSeq, a predicted model, not a curated record
AUGUCAUCAAAGAGGGUCUUUCCCCUCAAGCAGCCAUACAAAAACACCUUUCCCACAACGCUCGUCACUUCCACCACCCAUAUGAUCGACCGCGUUCCCACCCCUGUGCCCGCCAGCUACCAGCAGAGGCGCCAUUCAGACGAUGACCGCCUGCACCUCGACUCCCUCUGCUUUUCAUCGUGCCAUCUUUCUCCCCCCCACGUCCAGUCCCUACAUUUCAAAAUGACACCUCUCCCCACACCCACCCCUCCCUCGCUGCUCAAGCGGGCCAAGUCGCUUGAGCAAGCCCGUCCUCGGCGUCAUGUCCACUCCCAACCACAAUCUCCCCCAGCCCAUUCCCAUUCCUUGCCCCCAUCCCAUCACCAUCAUGUGUCUGGCUUGCACCACACAUCGCAACCUCUCCAUCAUACAACCGCCACCACCGCGGCCGCCCCUCCGUCCGCGCUCGCUUCCGCCACGCGUCGGCACACCACAACUACCUGUGAUAUCCCUCCCUUGCCUCACCAGCGCCAGAGAUCAUCAUCUCUGAUAUCCGUGUCAUCUAUCCCCUCUCCUCCACUACCGUUGACCCCUGGUCUGGAUAUCCUACCAGAGUUGGCGGACGAAUCUUUCGAGCUUUUCCCUCCGGCAGCCAGGUCGGCGGUUGAGAGGGCGUCCGUCAUGGCCGACGGAUACCCAUUUCCCCAUGAUCCUUAUCCUGGGGGCAUAUCGCUAGGCGAGGGGGCGACGGAGAUGGAGGCGGUUGAUAAGAAGAGGUCGGCUGCCGGAAAGCGGCGGACAACCGGAGGGUGGGAUGUUGAGAAGCCAAAAGUCUGCUGA